CACGAAAUGAAAUUACAUAAGCACUUACGCAGCUACAAAAAAUUCGAAACGUGUAAAGCAUUGUUGUGUGUGCCUACUUAUUUAGAUUACUCGGUAUAAUUUACUCAAGCACUACCACAUCUAUUAGCUCUCAAGUAGAAGUACCACCUGUUCUUGACAUGACCGUGUGUGCCACCACUUUCUGCAGUGGAAUCUAAAUGAACGAAGCGUCACAAUCGCGCGCGGUACCACCUUCGACCAGCAGUGGUGCCCGUGAUAUGGUCAGCGUUAAGAAAAUAAAACGGUAUCCGGUACCAACUCGACAAGUACUAUCCAAACUACGUCGAAUAUCAGUCGCUGUGAACAUAACGUAAACAAACAAGGAUGUGGUACUCCAUCGAUUCAGUAGUGCUUCUUUCGUCGUGUCUGCUUGUGCUGCUUGACAGUGUUAAAGGACAAGACAGGAAUAGAAAUGAACAAGCAGCCAGAAUAAUAUAUCCAAAUGAUGACGAUUUUCCCCACAACCACCAGCACCACUCUCAUGGAGGCUUUCCACCUGGCUUCCAGCAUUCGCCUGAAUUCCACAAAAAUGACGGGAAGUGUUGUAAACAAUUCAUUACAACACAGCAACCAAGAAUUGAUGUUACACGCACUUCGACAAGAAAACCUCCUGAUCCACACACGAAUGUCGCACUGACCGACCUUGGCAUAGAAGCUAAAGGCAAUACAUCUUUGCAGAUUCCUUUGGACUUAGCACUGAGAAUCAGCGAGGUCGACAAUAUAACAGAACUUUUUAACUAUGUAGAAGAUGACGAUGACAUUGAUGGAACACCUUUUAUAAUGAACAGGUUUGGGGAUGGGGCCCGAAGUAAGUACCAAGGUGGUGGAGAUGCUGCUAUAGUACCAAAACCAGCUGGAUGCCAACCUGAAAAAGUUAGUGUAAAAUUAGGAACUGACACAGAUCCCAGCAUACUCUACAUGCCACCAUGUACAAGAAUUGAGAGGUGUGGUGGAUGCUGUUCCCAUCCAUUACUGGAAUGUCAGCCAAUAGAUACAGAAACAAUUGCAUUUCAGGUCAAGAAAACUAAAUAUGUUGGUAACAACAAGCUGAAAGUAAUUUCUAAGGAAGUAGUUCUUGUUGACAGACAUGUUUCAUGCAAAUGUGGCUGCAUAACAAAAGCCAAGGACUGCAAUAAGUACCAGGAAUAUCGUGAAGCAGAAUGUCGAUGUGCUUGUGUGAAUACAGAUGAAGCAAGAAAAUGCAUAAAUGACCCUCAAAAAUUGUGGAAUCCUAAGAUAUGUUCAUGUCAGUGUCGUGAAGUGCAGGAGUGUACAACCGGAUACAGUUUUGACCAACGACAGUGCAAGUGUCUACCCAGCACUCUCAAAAGAAGAUUUACACUUGAGCAAGCUGUCGAACCAUCUGACUACGAUAGAUUUUACUAGGCUUGACCUUCCAGCUUGCUUAUUGUUGCAACCCGCCUGCAAACCGAGCAAAAUCUACCUCUCAAUACUUACUUUUAACCUGAAGUAAGCUCUGCUUGCACUUCUUCAAAUAUGUUAUGCAGUAUCCGACAGUAUCUAGUAAUAGAUAAAAGCCAUGCAGAUAUACCUAAAAUGUAAACAUUUGGUUAGAAUACGUAUUAUUGUAGAAAAUAUGGAAUAAAAACUUACCUAGUCCUGAGGUUAUGUUUACUAAA
Messenger RNA from Acanthoscelides obtectus, 1679 nucleotides. The record is from the annotation of a GenBank genome assembly. Lineage: Eukaryota; Metazoa; Arthropoda; Insecta; Coleoptera; Chrysomelidae.